Molecule: messenger RNA, 614 nt
Organism: Oncorhynchus gorbuscha (pink salmon)
Lineage: Eukaryota; Metazoa; Chordata; Actinopteri; Salmoniformes; Salmonidae
Product: probable JmjC domain-containing histone demethylation protein 2C
Exons: 3
Coding region: 252-599 (115 amino acids)
Source: RefSeq, a predicted model, not a curated record
UCGCCACGGCAGUGAUGUGGGAGCGGAGGGAUACCGUGUAUCGCCACGGAGCUGAAAAUCGACUGUUUACGGGUGGAGACUGCAAGGAAUUUAAAUCCCCCCCGGGUUGUAACGCUACACGUUAAAGACGAGAUAACAGUGGUAGUUGAUGUGUUUCUUUGGAUUAUUCAGUACAGUUUAAUGUGGUACAUGUGAGCUCGAUAGGCCGUCGGUGAAAGAGUUUUCCAGGGGGUUGUUUUCGCUGUCAGUGGAUGGCCAUGGCGGUGGAGACGCGACCGGAGCUGGUUGGGAAGCGGUUCCUGUGUGUCGGUGGAGACGAGCCGCUGGAUCUCCGGGAUAUCGGCCGCUGGGGCUGGCGAGCUGGGGUCAUCCGAGCCGUUACUCACCGGGACAACAACCAUUCAGAGUUGACGGUGUACGUGGAGUUUGAUGACCUGGAGUGGGAGAAACGUGAGUGGGUGAAAGUGUACGAGGACUUCCAGGUGUUCCUGCUGGAGCAGCAGCUGGUAUGGGCCAAGAGGAGAGAGGCCACCCUGCUGGUGGAGAUCCCCCAGGGGACUAAAGACAAGCACAUCCAGUGGCCAGCUCUGAUCCACUGAGGAUUACCAUGGUAA